UUCAAUCUUCUACGUACUCUCGAUAUACAUACUUAUUUGUGAAAUGGCUUCCAACUCCACGAGCUAUAACACUACUUGGACACGUAAGGAGAAUAAACUGUUUGAAAGGGCAUUGGCUAAAUAUGACCAAGACACUCCUGACCGUUGGCAUAACGUUGCCAGAGCAGUUGGUAGCAAAUCAGCUGAAGAAGUAAGGCGACACUAUGAGCUCCUCAUUAGGGAUGUCAAUGACAUUGACUCAGGGCGUUAUCCGGAUCCCAAUUACCCUUCAGAUGGAAACAACCACUGAAAGUAUGUAAGGAACUCUAAAAGGGUCUUCUGAAGUCGACAAAGAUAUUUUAUCAAAGCAAAGAUAUUUAAAUGUAUUUACAUACUUAUUUUGGUGUUACGAUUAUGUAAGAAUCCUCUACUUCCGUGCUAAUCUAAAUCAAUCAGUGUGCGUUUUCAUGUAAGACUCGGACAAACUAGCUCGCCUCGAAUCCUAUAUCCAUUCUUCUUACACAUAUCAUUAAAAUCCAAUUAAAAAAAAAUAAAGAUCGGACGAUUAUAAAACCACUGAGAAAACGAUUCCGAACAUGUUUUGGUUCUUUUU
Molecule: messenger RNA, 592 nt
Organism: Camelina sativa (false flax)
Lineage: Eukaryota; Viridiplantae; Streptophyta; Magnoliopsida; Brassicales; Brassicaceae
Source: RefSeq, a predicted model, not a curated record